Messenger RNA from Myotis davidii, 915 nucleotides. It is a transcript of the gene HGH1, whose product is annotated as HGH1 homolog. The annotation marks the transcript as partial. NCBI's taxonomy places the organism in Eukaryota, Metazoa, Chordata, Mammalia, Chiroptera, Vespertilionidae. The record is from RefSeq and is a predicted model, not a curated record. The transcript is spliced from 5 exons.
UGCGUGGUCCAGCGGCUGCUGCCCCUCACCCAGUACCCGGACUCCACAGUGCGCAGGGGCGGGGUCGUGGGGACGCUGCGAAACUGCUGCUUCGAGCACCGACACCACGAAUGGUUGCUGGGGCCCCAGGUGGACAUUCUCCCCUUCUUGCUACUGCCCCUGGCUGGGCCUGAGGACUUCUCUGAGGAGGAGAUGGAGCGGCUGCCCGUGGACCUGCAGUACCUGCCACCAGACAAGCAGCGGGAGCCUGAUGCUGACAUCCGGAAGAUGCUCAUUGAGGCCAUCAUGCUGCUGACCGCCACAGCACCUGGUCGGCAGCAGGUGAGGGACCAGGGAGCCUACCUGAUUCUCCGAGAGCUGCACAGCUGGGAGCCUGAGUCUGAUGUGCGGGGGACUUGUGAGAAACUCAUCCAGGUGCUGAUUGGGGAUGAGCCGGAGCGUGGCAUGGAAAACCUGCUGGAAGUGCAGGUGCCUGAGGAUGUGGAGCAGCAGCUGCAGGAGCUGGACCGCCAGGAGCAGGAGCAGUGCCUGCGGGAGCAGCAGGAGCGGGAGCUAUCUCCAGAGCCACAGGCGGAGGGGGCUGCACCCACCUGAGGCACCUGCACAGGCCACCGCCAGCUCCAGGCCCACCUUGACGAGCCCACCCGUCCUGGCCUCCCAGAUCAGGCCUUCCUGCAGCUGCCUGAAGGGCUCUGGGUCACCUUGCUCCGAGGCUGUGCCCUACUGAGAAUCAGAGCUACACUUAAGCUCAGGGUUCAUGCUGAGGGCUCUCGGGCUAAUGCCCUGAAACAUUGGAGGGUUGCGGGCACCUCCCUGUGCCCUGUUGCUUGAGCAAAAAUUCAGCUGGUGCCUGGCCAGCGUGGUUCAGUGGUUGAGCAUUGACCUAUGAACCAGGAGUCAUGGUUUGAUUCCCGG